AUGCCGGUCAAAGCUGUAGCAAGGACAUCGAUAGCACGUAAUGGCUUAGGUACAUACGUACUACCAUGCAACAAACUAACGCUACAGUACUGUAACUGGGGAGGAUCGUCUCAAGGCAUGAGACAAAUCUUGACAAAUGGACAGUUAAACAAGAUGGCAUUGUCAAAACCACAAGUGAUGUUUGAGGUGCUUAAAAGGCAAGGUCAUCCAAAGCUCAUUUUCCGCUACAAUGACGACAAGACGACCGAGGUUGAUGUGAGGAACAUGAAGACUCAUGAAAUUGUGGAAAAGAUUGACGAGUACAUACAACGGUCAGGAAAUGAGUUAUUCAAGUGUAACCACAAGGUUGUUUCUGAGAAUGAAUCAGUUAGAGGUAUAUGGUCACCUUUGCACACACCAAAAGGCCACAGGUAUAACAUAUAG
Messenger RNA from Lodderomyces margitis, 423 nucleotides. Its product is annotated as mitochondrial 54S ribosomal protein mL43. The record is from RefSeq and is a predicted model, not a curated record. The transcript has a single exon. Gene Ontology annotation, molecular function: structural constituent of ribosome. Lineage: Eukaryota; Fungi; Ascomycota; Pichiomycetes; Serinales; Debaryomycetaceae. Gene Ontology annotation, biological process: mitochondrial translation. The coding region runs from base 1 to 423 and encodes 140 amino acids. Gene Ontology annotation, cellular component: mitochondrial large ribosomal subunit.